UUCCGCAUGGUGACCGGGGACCUGGAGAAGGUGCUGUCCCUGCUGCUGUCCCUCUCCUGCCGGCUGCUGCGCACUGAGGCGGCCCUGGAGGACCUCAGUGCCGAGAACCACCAUACGCGGCUCCCCCUGCUGGAGAAGAAGCAGCAGCUGCUGGCCCAGCUUAUGGAGGCGCGGGAGCUGAAGGAGCACGUGGAUGGGCGGCAGCGAGCCGUGUGCAAGGCGUUGGGAGGCAGCCUGACGCCGGAGCAGCUGCGUGACUACAGCCACUUCCUCCGCAUGAAGGCCGCCCUGCUCGUGGAGCAGAGGCAGCUGGAGGACCGGAUCCGGCUGCUCGAGGAGCAGCUGCGGGCCCUGAGAGAGAGCCUGCCGUCCGGCAACAGCCCGCCCUCAGGCCUGGGAUACUACUGACAGCAGGGCCGGGGCUAUGUCAGUUACUGACAGCAACUACUGACAUAACUGGGCUACAUCUACUACUGACAGCAGGGCUGGGCUAUGCCAGUUACUGACAGCAACUACUGGCAGAACUGGGGUUCAUCUACUACUGAUAUAACUGGGCUACAUCUACUACUGACAGGACAGGGCUAACCCAAGCUCCAGCCAUGGGACCACCAUUCCGCUGUGAACCAGGGGCUUGCUGGUUAAUGAGAAGCCCUCUCGCUCUUACUGGGGACCACUACUGUCACAUUUUAGGGAGCGAACAGAGAUGCAGGGAAAUGCAGCACUUCCUGUUUCUCAAGCCUUCUGUGUAUAAUAAUUAAUAUGCAUUCAGGCAUGACUGACUUUUUUGUUAUUUAUUUGUUUUAUUUAUUUGUGUGGGUGGGGGAGGAAGUGGAGGGAUUAAGGUGCCUGGUUCUGAGGCCCCUCUACAGAAAGACAUACAGACAGACAUACAGACAAAACACUGCUGGUAUAAAUCCCAUGGCAUUAAUACACAGCACAGGCACCACAUACCAAUCAAUGAAAUACAAUGAACAAUGGACAUUCUUGAUAAUAAAUUGAGCACUUAAUGAAAGAGUUGCCACAGAUGGCAAAGGGACGGUGCAUUUCUGGACAGGUCGUACUGCAUGGGCCAAAGGAUGGGAGGGGCUGGUGCCCUUACACCAUGGAACCACCAUGGAAUCAAAAUUGCUUGAGUCAUGUCACAUAAACAAAGCUUCCUUCAGAUGAAUCUUACAGAAAUGCACUGAUGUGAUUGCUGUAUGAUACCAAGACUUCUCUGAUGUCAACUGUCCGUCCUGCUUUGGGUGAAAAUAUUGCUGACUGAAUUUGUGACUGAAUUUGCUCUGUUUCAAAAUGAAAAUGCUAAUGCUGCCUUCUGAUUUAUUAAUUCAUUUGAAUCAAUAAAUAAAAUGUGUGAAGAAUGCUGUAAAAAUACA
Conger conger (European conger) is the source of this 1376-nucleotide messenger RNA. RefSeq names its product protein Shroom4-like. NCBI's taxonomy places the organism in Eukaryota, Metazoa, Chordata, Actinopteri, Anguilliformes, Congridae. Gene Ontology annotation, molecular function: actin filament binding. The record is from RefSeq and is a predicted model, not a curated record. Gene Ontology annotation, biological process: actin filament organization. The transcript is spliced from 2 exons. The coding region runs from base 7 to 408 and encodes 133 amino acids. Gene Ontology annotation, cellular component: apical junction complex; apical plasma membrane; cortical actin cytoskeleton.